AAGAUGAUCCCAAUCGUGUUGGCCUCCAUCCUCUUCGCCAGCGCCUAUGGGUGUGGCACACCCCCCAUCGAGCCACUGUCCUCGAGAGUGGUCAACGGAGUGGACGCCCAUCCCCACAGCUGGCCCUGGCAGAUCUCUCUGCAGUAUCUGAGGGACAAUGAGUGGAGGCACACCUGCGGAGGGUCUCUGAUCGCCACCAACUGGGUCAUGACUGCUGCCCACUGUAUCAACACAAAGCUGACCUACAGGGUGUUCGUCGGAAAGCACAACCUGCUGCUGGAUGAGCCCGGGUCCCAGGCCAUCACCCCCGAGACGCUGAUCGUCCAUGAGAAGUGGAACCCCAUCCUGGUUGCCCUGGGUAACGACAUCGCCCUGAUCAAGCUUUCGGAGCACGUGACCCUGAGUGACCAGGUCCAGCUGGCCUGCAUACCUGCAGCUGAGACCAUCCUGGCCCACGAGUACCCCUGCUACAUCACUGGCUGGGGCAGACUCUACACCAACGGCCCCAUUGCUGAUAACCUGCAGCAGGCCCUGAUGCCUGUGGUGGAUCAUGCCACCUGCACCAAGCCUGACUGGUGGGGCCCUGCUCUCAGAAAAACCAUGGUUUGCGCUGGAGGAGAUGGCGUCGUUGGUGGCUGCAAUGGUGAUUCCGGUGGCCCCCUGAACUGUAGGAACCCUGAAGGAGUCUGGGAGGUGCACGGUAUUGCCAGCUUUGUCUCUGGCCUGGGCUGCAACUACAUUAAGAAGCCCACUGUCUUCACUCGCGUCUCUGCCUUCAAUGACUGGAUCAGCCAGGCUAUGAUGAACAACUAAGAAGUACUUGGAGAAAGUGUGCUUCAGUGUUUCCAAUAAACAGGC
Molecule: messenger RNA, 858 nt
Organism: Megalops cyprinoides (Indo-Pacific tarpon)
Lineage: Eukaryota; Metazoa; Chordata; Actinopteri; Elopiformes; Megalopidae
Gene: ela3l
Product: elastase 3 like
Exons: 8
Coding region: 4-813 (269 amino acids)
Biological process (GO): proteolysis
Molecular function (GO): serine-type endopeptidase activity
Source: RefSeq, a predicted model, not a curated record